AUGACAAACAUUGAGUUUGAAACAGUUAGAAAGAUAGACAAUGACACCAAAGUGGUUAGAAUAGGUGAUUUAAACGUAAGAUACUCAAAGAAAUACAACAAAUAUUCUUUGUCAGACAUUAUAUCUCCAUCUGGAAAGAAACCGAAGGACUGGGUUAGAAUUGCUUCUACUCAGAAAAUUUUGACAAGAAAUCCUGAGCUUAUGAUAUCGGUAAGAUUCUAUGGAACUGCAGCAUAUCUCAUCGACAAAAGUCUUAUACCAAUAGUUUUGUUAUGGUUAGACCCAGUUGUUGGAUAUAACUUCAUAACAUAUGGUUCAUUCGAUACGGAACGUUGCAGUGAAGGCUUACUUUACAUCGUUCAGAAACCGAAGGACUUCAAUACAAAGAGAUAUAAGAUAGGAAGAACAUAUAAUAUAACUCAAAGAUAUGACAGUACAGUCAAUAGAGUCAAG
Molecule: messenger RNA, 453 nt
Organism: Trichomonas vaginalis G3
Lineage: Eukaryota; Parabasalia; Trichomonadida; Trichomonadidae
Product: organellar and viral DNA polymerase type B
Exons: 1
Source: RefSeq, a predicted model, not a curated record